GUCACUUCCGGCCAUUUAAACUCGGCGUCGGCGGGGCGCAUUCGGGGAUGGCGGCGGCCGAGCCCGCGAGCUCGGGGCAGGCGGCGCCGCAGGGCCAGGCCCAGGGCCAGUGGACGCCCCCCGCCUCCCCCGCGCCGCCGUCGCAGCUCGGGGGCCCGGCGGGCGGGAGCAGUCGGCACGAGAAGAGCCUGGGGUUGCUCACGGCCAAGUUCGUGUCGCUGCUGCAGGAGGCGCAGGACGGGGUGCUGGACCUCAAGGCGGCUGCAGAUACUCUGGCUGUGAGGCAAAAAAGAAGAAUUUAUGACAUCACCAACGUCUUGGAAGGGAUCGACCUGAUUGAGAAAAAGUCAAAAAACAGCAUCCAGUGGAAAGGUGUGGGCGCGGGCUGCAAUACGAAGGAAGUGCUGGAGAGACUGCGAGACCUCAGAGCUGAGGUGGAAGACCUGGACCUGAAGGAAAGGGAGCUGGAUCAGCAGAAGUCAUGGCUGCAGCAGAGCAUUCGCAAUGUGAUGGAUGACACCAUCAACAGCAGAUUUUCCUACGUGACCCACGAGGACAUCUGCAACUGCUUCCACAGUGACACACUGUUGGCCAUCCAAGCACCUGCUGGCACGCAGCUGGAGGUCCCGCUUCCGGAGCUGGGUCAGAAUGGACAGAAGAAGUACCAGAUCAACCUAAAGAGUCACUUGGGCCCCAUCCACGUGCUGCUGAUAAAUAAAGAGUCCAGCUCGUCUCAGCCUGUGGUUUUCCCUGUUCCCCCACCGGACGACCUCACGCAGCCCCCCUCUCAGCCUUCUCCCCGGACUGUGCACAAGCCCAGCCCCACCCCGCCGAGCCCUCCGGGGCCACCCGCCUCUGAGAGGACCCCUGGCCUCGAGCACAUCCCGGCCACAGACUCGGCUUCAGGAUCUGUUACUGGAGAUAUCAUUGAUGAGCUGAUGUCUUCUGACGUGUUUCCUCUCCUGCGGCUCUCCCCAACCCCCGCAGACGACUACAACUUUAAUUUAGAUGACAGUGAAGGAGUGUGUGACCUGUUUGAUGUCCAGAUACUAAAUUAUUAGACUGGAAACCUGGGACAGUUAUCUACCUCUAACUGAAACCUUGUAGACUUGCUAAUCACCUGAUAUUUAUAAUGAAGUAACACCUGAUUAGGUUGUUGAUUCCGGUGUCUACUUCCCUAACUCUUGCUCUCUGACUUCACAAAAUGUCAACUGUGAAAACAAAGGGCUCUUCGAAGCCCCUAGGGACUGCAUUCUGGGACUUCAACUUCCCUUCCAAUUCUAACUCCGGUUUUACUCUUAUGAGAUUAAAGUUAUAAGGUUAAAGGUCAUCGAAAACCAAAAUGGCCAAGGGCUCCUCACUUACUAUUAUUUGUGUUCCACUUUUACUGCCACGAAACUGUCCUAUUUCUGCGCUCCCAUCCUGACGUCACUGCCACGUAUGAAGUGAAGAUAUCCAAGAAGCUGCGGUCACUUCCGGGGAAGAGUUUGUGAAGUGCCUUCGUUCUAGCACUUUAAGUUCACCACGUUUGCUGACUCCUGACAUUCCACUUCCUGGAUUAUAGGAGAGGGCUGUUUAUGUAGUUUGUUUUAAAAUGUGCCAAUGUCUGUACAUUAACAAGAUUUUUAAAAAUAAAGUUGUAUAGAGCA
Pipistrellus kuhlii (Kuhl's pipistrelle) is the source of this 1649-nucleotide messenger RNA. RefSeq names its product E2F transcription factor 5 (gene E2F5). The record is from RefSeq and is a predicted model, not a curated record. Gene Ontology annotation, cellular component: RNA polymerase II transcription regulator complex. The coding region runs from base 48 to 1061 and encodes 337 amino acids. Gene Ontology annotation, molecular function: DNA-binding transcription factor activity, RNA polymerase II-specific; protein dimerization activity; RNA polymerase II cis-regulatory region sequence-specific DNA binding. The transcript is spliced from 8 exons. NCBI's taxonomy places the organism in Eukaryota, Metazoa, Chordata, Mammalia, Chiroptera, Vespertilionidae. Gene Ontology annotation, biological process: regulation of transcription by RNA polymerase II.